UUGCUGGUUUGAUCAUUGCUGCAAAUAAAUAAAUAUGUCUGCACUGAAAGUAUACUAGGAAAGGAAAACUAGAAAGGUCUGCAGCUCAACAAAUGAAUAAAAAGGUUUAUAAUAGUGAUGCUAUGCACAGUCCUAGUCCCUGCUAGUUCUUGAAGUUUGUUUAAUGGGUAUAUAGAAUCGAUAUCUUGUUUUAAAAAUCUUACAAGACAUCCAUUUGCAGUGCUUUAUUGAACUUUCAAACCAGAGUGUUGAGUUGAGAUUUUCUCUAUUCUUUUCAUUCUAGGUAGAAAUAUAGGGCGGAUCUCGUCAUAGAUAUAGUUUACAUCUUUUAAAAAUAUACUUUUAAAGUCAUGGUUAAACUCUGAUUUUAUUAUCCUUGAAACAUCGACUUGUGGGCAGGGCGGAUCUAGUAAGAGUUUCAAGGGGGCACGUGUCCCCCCUAAAAUUUUAUUUUUCUAAAAAUUUGCUUGGUGCCCUCCUAAAAUUCGAAUCCCAGAUCCGCCCCUGCUUGUGGGUAUCCCCUAGGCUAAGGAACGGUUCUACUCAGACCAAAUAGAUGUUCAGUUUUGUAUUUAGCUGAGAUUAUUAUGGACUAUAAAAGGUUUAUUAUUUGUUGCUUAAACAGAUGUUUAAUUUAGGCGAAUCUCAGAAGGAAGCAUGAAAAGCUGGAAAUUAUUGAGACAGACUUGGAUGGCAAAUUCUAGUAGAUUACACAAGUAUUGAAUACUAGCAGCAGCAGCAGUCGUAGUAAAAUGAAGCAUGUUUGGAUACCCAACUUCUCAAAUCUUGAAAGGACAGCUGUUAGUUGCGGAGCAAGCAUGAUCAAGUUGGUAACAGAAGGAACCAAGAAUUAAUCAGGUUUUAAUCAACCAGAUGUGUAGAAUAAACACAAUUAAGUACUAGUAAUAUAUUUUAUAAACGGAAUCGAGAGGAGAUUUUCAAUUUCAAAGUUCCAUGAAGGCACAGACCCCCUGCAUGAUGUAGCUGAUUCACCAGACCAAUUGUCUUCCCUUCCUCAACUUCUAUGCUCUUAUCACUAGAAUAUUAGUACUACCAAUAGAAGUAUACGAGAAUGGUGGAUUUAAGUUGCAGAUGCACGCAGGGGCGGGAGUAUAUUUGUAAACCAUGUUAUUUCAUCAACCUAAUACUUGUACUACUUGCAUCAACUAAAUUAUUAAUCACUUCCUUGUGUGUUUCGCUAUUCCAAACAUCUCUCAACAUACCAAGCUUGAAUUCCUUCUUGCUUAUCUCUGCGACGUUACUCUAUGUGUUCCCAGAUUCAUUUCAAUUUCUGCUAAAUACACGAGUACUAGUUAAUACUAUAACACCUCAAUGGUCAUGGCAAAAACCUUAAAUUGCAAGUCCUUGUACAUUCGGUUGCUUACUGGUCUGUUUCUCCUUACUCUGUUUCCAUUGGCCAUCGUCAGUGAAGAGUCAGAUAUUCCACAGCAAUGUGGAAGAGAUGCUCAUAAAUGUGGAAGCCUCGACGUCCCAUUUCCCUUUUUUGUGAAUAGGCCGUCUAGUUCUCCACCUUGUUCCCUCCCGGAUGCCUUCGGUCUCACUUGCUUGCAGUUGAAUAAUUUGGAUCCCUACCUUUUUCUUAGCAUCAAACGUACAAGUGGUGAUGGGCUAAAAGGCUAUCAGGUUCUGCAGUUCUUUCCUGACGGUAUUUUAGUAGAUUUUUCACAAACUGCCAGUCUCAGUGAUCAGAGUAGUGCUAAUUUAAGUACAUCCUCCUGUGUUGAGUACAAUGAUUUGAAGUCAUUUGGUUUUCAAGGGAGGGAAGACUACUUUGGAAUAUCCGCGGACAAUGUGCUUGGCUUGUAUGAUUGUGAAGACUCCUCCUUGUGCAAACCAGAUUGUGUAAAUACUAGUACUAUCCUCAUGCCUCCUGGUUGCAGCAAAAACCAUAGCAACUACCAUGCUGCUUGCUGUUACCCGCUCUCCGAUCAGAGUUAUUGGCACCCCGGAGAUGACUUGUCUAUCUUCUCCCAGUUUGGGUGCAGGGGAUUCUCAUCCUGGGUAGUUGUUCCUUAUGACAAUACCACUAGUAAUUAUGGUCAUGCAGCUCGCAAGCGUGGCGUUAAAUUGGAAUGGGCCUUCCCUGCUAACACAAAUAACACUAAUUCAAGUUACAAAGGAGCAGUUGCCUCCAGUUUCUGUGCUCCCAAUGCCUACAUUGUCAAUGCAACAACGAUAGCAUCCGGGAUCAGAUGCAAAUGUGAGGAUGGAUUUACUGGUGAUGGUUUCACCAAGGGAGUUGGAUGCUUGAAAUCUUGCCAGGUGGAUGAAAAGCAAACACAUGGCAAGGGAUGUUACACAAAGAGACGACCUGCAAGGAAAUUGGAAGUUCUAGCUGGGGUUCUCACAUCAGCCUUCUGUGUUGCCUCCUUGAUUGCGCUUUGCUGUCUGCUGAAGCGACAUAAUAGGUCUGGUACCUUUCAGCCCCAUCAGGAUCACUGUGAGAGCUCCAUAUCUUUUGGAUGCAGGACUCGGUUAUUUACUUACCAUGAGUUAGAAGAAGCCACCAAGGGGUUCGCGGAUUGUAAGAAACUUGUCAGCAGCACCACUGGGGAACUUUAUACCGGAGUUCUUGGAAAUGGACUGAAAGUAGUUGUUCACAAGGUGCAGUGUGGGAGUAAAGGGGACUUGAUGCAAAUUCUGUCCCAAGUAGAGGUAUUAUCAGCAGUUUCACACAAGAGUAUGGCACGCGUCCUUGGAUGCUCUAUUGACUGUGGGGAUGCCCCGCUGGUGGUAUACGAAGAUCCUGCCAAUGGAACGCUGUUGGAAUAUUUACAUCAGAACAGACAGGAUAAUAAGAAUGGACUGGACUGGUACACGAGAUUGAACAUUGUAACAGAGACCUCAAGUGUUCUUGCAUUUCUGCAAUGUGAGAUUUGUCCUCCAAUUCUUCAUAAUGAUUUCCAAAGUGGAUACAUCCUUCUGGACCAAGAAUUUUCAGCCAGACUAGCUGGAUUUGUUUUGUUGACAGGACAAACAGGGCCUGAUCAUUCUUUAGGGAGUAGAGGACUGCACCACUUUCACAGGAGUGAUGUUUAUAAUCUCGGGUUAGUGCUUCUGGAAAUUAUUGUAGGCUCGACGCUGGUACCUCUGGAUAUUGAUUUGCAGAAGAUAAGGGGUGGAAAGCUAGAAGAGAUUGUAGACCCUCUACUUUAUUACCAUGAGCAGCCAAGUUUUGUCAAAGAACAGAUAGAGAGAGUUGCAGACCUCGCGACUAGGUGUUUAUUGUUUGGCGGAGAUGGAAAGCUUAGUAUGAUGGAUGCAGCAAGGGAGUUGCUGCACAUCAGGACAUCUACUGGUACUGGUGGUGGCGGUGGUAGUAGUCGAAGAGGACCUGCACUGGAGGAAACAUUUUCCAAUUCAAGCCUCCUUCAGAUGAUGUCAAUGUCCCCGGACUCUAUUUAUUUGCCUCAUUUUUCGACAAACCCUUGAUGAAUUAAGAAAAAAGAAGCCAUUUUCAAUGAUCCUGAACUGCCAGUCAUACUACAGGAUCAAAUUCUACUGUUGUAGUUAAAUGGAGUGCUUAUUUGCAACUGAGAGCUUUUACUCCCAUGACAGCUGCUAGCUUGUAAAAAAUUAUUCAUAUCAUCUAAUGGAUUUUGACACUUUCAUACAAGUUUUAAUACAUAACGUCAUAACCUGUUGGUAGCAUAUAAACUUUGCAGCAUUUGAAGAAUUCAGAACUAUAAGCUCAGCCAAACGGGCUCUAAAACCAGGUAUGUUGAGGAGUGUUCCAUGUCCAAGAAUUGAUUUCAG
This is a messenger RNA of Daucus carota subsp. sativus, 3777 nucleotides long. Its product is annotated as probably inactive receptor-like protein kinase At2g46850. The coding region runs from base 1333 to 3453 and encodes 706 amino acids. Gene Ontology annotation, biological process: cell surface receptor signaling pathway; protein phosphorylation. NCBI's taxonomy places the organism in Eukaryota, Viridiplantae, Streptophyta, Magnoliopsida, Apiales, Apiaceae. The record is from RefSeq and is a predicted model, not a curated record. Gene Ontology annotation, molecular function: protein serine/threonine kinase activity; ATP binding. The transcript is spliced from 3 exons. Gene Ontology annotation, cellular component: plasma membrane.